AUGUUAUACUCUAUACUUGCUCUUGGUCUCGGUACGGCCUUGACUGAAGCCGCCGUUGUGCGGACUUCUGGCUGCCAGUUACACUUUACAGCUUCGGGAGCCAUAUCUGGCCCUGUUGGCGAGAUCUCAUCUGGUCAGGUGCGAGCCGGUAGCGGUGUGAGCUCGACAACUUUCACCCUGCAGGGAGGUCAGCUCUGGGAUAACAAGGGCCAUGGCUGUUGGUGGACUCCACCUACACAUGUCCUCCAGUGCGACAACAACCAGAAUCCAGACAAUGGAUUCAAGGUAGGAUGCGACGGCUCUGUCUCGUAUAACGGACAGACGGAGUUCUGGGAGUGCCAGACAGGAGAGAGUGGCCAAUAUAACGUCUAUCUGAAUGGAGGACAGGGUGUCAACUGCCACCAGAUUACUCUCAAGGCUGAUAAUUGUCACUCUGGAUGCCCGCCGCCGCCUCCUCAUUUUACUCCACCACCUCGUCCAAGGACUUGCCCGGCCAACCUCAACGGACCUUAUGAGUUCCCUCAUCUCAUCAUCCCCGUGGACGAGUCCAAUCCCAACCACGCCCCAGGAACGUCCUACUUUGGCGAAGUUUCCAGCAGUGUCUCUUCCAUCUUCAACUUUGACAUCCCCAGUGGCGAUAAAGGCAAGAGAUGCAGCCUCGUAUUCCUCUUCCCGCAGCAGAAGGAUCUCACGACCUCAUCCUUCAACUUUACCGGCUCGGGGGCCUUAGACUUUGCCUGGCUGAGCGAGCCUGCCAACCAGGGCACGACGUACAACAACAAGCCAGGCACGAAGCAGGAUUUCGGAACAACUACGGUGUCUCCAGGUAACAACUACGUGAUCUCGACGUUUGCCUGCCCCGCUGGAGAGACGGUUGCGUUUGAGAUCUCGGAUGCGAAUGGUGGAGGCACUACGUUUAGAUAUUUCCAGGAUUAUAACCCGGCGCCUAUUGGGUUGUAUAUCAGGAAAUGCUAA
This is a messenger RNA of Trichoderma asperellum CBS 433.97, 975 nucleotides long. RefSeq lists its product as uncharacterized. The record is from RefSeq and is a predicted model, not a curated record. NCBI's taxonomy places the organism in Eukaryota, Fungi, Ascomycota, Sordariomycetes, Hypocreales, Hypocreaceae.